UUUAUUUAUUUUUCCUUUUUUAAAACCACAGAACCCAGAUGAGAACUGUUUAAGAACCGGUCCAGCGGUGAACAGCUGCAGUUUUGCGGAUCACCUUGUCUGAACCAGCAGCGUGUCCUGAAGUAGCUUCUCGCUCCCUCCGCGGGUCACCUGAGGACAUCAUGGCACAAAGCCAGAUCGGAACCGAACUACUUUACGACCCAUGAGCUAAAUUUUCAACAUUGCAUCUUUAUGGGCAAAUACUUAAAAAUACUGAACAGGAAUCUCAGUUUACAUCAGUAUAAAAGUAAAAUCGCUUGUUAGGAUUAAAUGUUCUGAAUUAUGUGGAAAGUCGCCGGGGGAUGACGUAAUAUUACAAGAAAUAAUGACGCAGUUUGAUGAUUUAAAAAAUCGAAGAAUAUCAGAAUUGAAUAAUAUUUAAAAAAAGAAGCUCAGCACCGACGGUUCUGCUACAACCAAGAGAUUUUUAAAUGUUUGAAGGUUUAUGGAGACACGCUUCUAGAAGUAAAUGGCCUGCUCUCACAGAGAUGUCCGGUGUUUUUCCAGCAUCGGCAACCGACAGCCACAGCCGUCCGACCGGUCUGUCCGCCGGUAGACUCUGCUGCCGCCCCGCCGGGCUGCAGCUCAAUCGUUAGCCCGAGAAAGGAGCGACAGAUCCCGCCACCAGAGAGAGAGAGCCUGGAGGCUGUGCCGCCGGCCACCAGAGAGAAACCCUCAGCGCCUCGUCUCCGUCACCUGAAAAACAAAGACUCUUACAAGAGCUCCAUCACCUGCAGCAUGUCAGCAGUUCUUCUAUAGAUCUUCUUCAUCAAUAACCAAAAGCGAGUUUGGUUUCGAAAUGUCGAGCCGCCGGAAAUCCACCACCCCCUGCAUGGUACUGCCUUCUGAUCUGGUGGAGCAGGAAGUUGUAGAAGACUACCCUGAGAGGACAAAAGAUGAAGAGGCAGGCGACGAGAGGACGGUGAAGGAUGGAACAGAGGAGGCGCAGACUCCAGAGGAGCUCCAUCAGGCUGUUGUAGUCGUUCCUACACCACCAGAUGCAGUAAAUCUCAAACGUGCCCGACCUGUUGAUAUCAACACUGUAGAUGAAGGCAGCGUCUCUGCUAGUGAAGACGGCCAAAUCGUCGGCUCCUCGCUGAAGUGCGUUGCUAAAGAUCUGUCUGAGGAUCAGCCGAACCAGGAACUACAAAGUGAUCCGCCCGGGGAGGAAGGGUUGGACCCUGCUGCGGCUUUGGCCAUCUCUCUCAGCAAGACUCCCAUCAUGAGGAUGAAGGCCAAACCUGAACCCAAGAGAAUCGCGGUGUCCCUGAAGUCAGCCGAUGAAGCGGGGGAGGGUUUGGGAGGAGGAGGAGGAGGAGGUAAGGGUGAGCCGGAUGGAGAGCAGGAGCCCAUUGAAGCCCCUCUAGGACCCAUGACACCUGUGGAGAUGUUGCUGCAUGACUCCAUGAAGUUUGGUGGGGGUGGUAUCCUGGUCGGCUCCCCAUCAGAACCACAGCGAAAAGCAUCGGUUUUUAACCCAACAGUCCUGCCUGCUGGUCUGGCACAGGUGCUUUCUGCCUUUCAGGCCCAGCAGAACACAGCAACAGCUCAGCCACAGCUUCUGAUCCCCCUCAGCAGCAUCCCCUCCUACAGCGCAGCGAUGGACACCAAUCCUCUCCUGAGCAGCACCUACAGGAAGUUUCCUUACCCGUCCACGGCAGAAAUCAGCAGCCUGGCGGCGCAGACACAGUUCACAGAGGAGCAGAUCAAGGUCUGGUUCUCAGCCCAGCGACUGAAGCACGGUGUCAGUUGGACUCCAGAGGAAGUGGAGGAGGCCAGGAGGAAACAGUUUAAUGGAACCGUGCAUACGGUGCCUCAGACCAUCACUGUCAUUCCUGCACGCCAGCUGUCAGCUGCUGCCAACGGCCUGCAGUCCAUCCUGCAGACCUGUCAGAUCGUGGGCCAGCCUGGUCUCGUGUUUACUCAGGUUGGUCCAGGAGGAAUUCUUCCUGUGACCAGUCCCAUCACCUUGACCGUGGCAGGGCUGCCGUGUCAGUCUCAGAGCUCCAGCCAAGUUUCCUGUCAGUCCACUUUGGCAAACAGUGAACUGAAGCGGGCCACCACAGUCCAGCCUCCCUCUCUGUCUCCACAGGAGAACUCGGCCCUCAGUGUUGAUGCAUUCAGCAUGCGGCCAAAGAAGUCCAAAGAGCAGUUGGCAGAGCUGAAAGCCAGCUACCUGAAAAACCACUUUGUCACUGAUGCAGAGAUUGCUCGGCUGAUGAAACUCACCAACCUGACUAAAGGUGAGAUCAAGAAAUGGUUCAGUGACACCCGCUACAACCAGCGCAACUCCAAAAACAGCCACGUGAUUGUUUUCCACAACGGAGGGGGGAGAGGAGGGAGCGGCGCAGGCAGUGCUGCAAACAUCCCCAUUGUUAUUGACUCGAGUGACGAGACCCCCACCUCUCCCCAUCAUCCACUUACCCCCCCUGUGAAGGACAAGGAGACCCGGGCCAAAACAUGGAACCCUUUCCCAGACUUUACCCCGCAGAAGUUUAAAGAGAAGACGCCCGAGCAGCUGGUGGUUCUGGAGGAGAGCUUCGAGAAGAGCAGCAGUCCAUCAGAUGAAGAACUGAGCCGCCUGAGGACAGAGACGAAACUCACGCGCAGGGAGAUCGACGCUUGGUUCACCGAGAGAAAAAAGACUCCCGCUGUGAACGAUUCCUCUCCCGAAUCCUCUGACGGAGGGAGAGUGGAAACGGACAGCAGACGAGCAGGAGAGGGAGAAGAAGCAGGAGGAGCUUCCACCUCUCUUCCAUCCGCCUCCUCGUCUCGAAGGGAGAGUCAGACCCCUCCCGGCAGCAGGAAAAAAGACCUAAAAGAAAAAAGUAAAAAGUCUCCAGAGCAGCUCCACAUUCUGAAAAGUGCCUUUGUGCGCACGCAGUGGCCCACGCCAGAGGAGUACGAUCAGCUGUCAGACGAGACCGGCCUUCCUCGACAUUACAUCGUCAGCUGGUUCGGCGACUCUCGGUACUCCUGGAAAAAUGGAAACCUGAAAUGGUUCUUCCAGUACCAAAGCGCCAACAUCAAUAGAGCGACCGGCGGGGCUGGCAACAAAAUGGGAGGCGGCAGUGGAGGUCGGAGAAGACGAGGUCGGAACCGCGGCUGGGGGCGCUCCAAAAGCAAAAGGCAGUCAAAGAGGUCCUCCUCUUCUCCCGGCGCAGAUGUUAACAGAUCACCACCAUCAAAAAAAUUUAAGACCGGGAGGGAAAUCCUCAAGGAGUACUACUUGAAGCACCACUUCCUCAAUGAACAAGACCUGGAUGAGCUCGUCACCAAAACCAACAUGAGCUACGAGCAGGUGAGGGAGUGGUUUGCAGAAGUCCAGCGACGUCUCAAGGUGGGAUCAGAUCCCUUCCUGGAGCCGGAGGCGGGAAGAACCGAAGGAAACAAAUCGACAAAGGAUGAUAAAGGAGAGAUGCAGGGCGAGAGGUCAGCAGCUACCAAGGAGCAAGCAGGCUCGUGUCUGGGAGACGAAGACGACGACGAAGAGUACGACGAGGAUGACGGCGAUGAAACGGACGACAGCGAGCUCUGGGAGCCGUCCCGUAGCGUCAGAAAAAGUUUGUCUGUCUCGGAGGACUAGCAUGACCCUCCCCCCACAGUGAAAAUGCACUGUUACAGUAAUCUGAUCAUUGCUGUAAGACCGUGAGCUAAACCGAGUCUUUUCUUAUUUGACUUUGUUUUUACACUGAUUUUACACAAACACUUACUGUUUGAAUCAAGUCCACGUGACUCUAAAACACAAGAUUAGCUUUAGCCUGUUCACUUCUCCAACAGUGUUAGGAACAUCUUAAAAAGAUGCAAACUUUUAUAAAGCUUAUAAAGCUUUGCUAAACAAUAACUAAUUAAAAAAAUACAGCAAAGGUCUGUGUUUUAAUCCAAAGCAAUUCCCUACUAAGGAUUAAUGAUAAUAAUAAUAAUCAGUGAUUUGUCUUAGACAAAGCAUACAUUUCUAAAGGUUUAAGUAAAAGCAAAAACAGAAUCGUGACUUUUAUUUUGUCUUUAACAAUAGUUGAAAUCUUUAUGAGGCACUGAAUUAUGAACUUAGUCAUUUUUUUAAGCCGGUCUCAGAUCAGGCCUACGUGUUGAACUGAAGUCAGACUUUAGAUUCAAUCUGUCCCUAAAACUGAGAAAUGGUAAACAAGCCUUCAGCUCAGUCCUGUUUACCCCAGCCCUGCGUCCUUAGCACCCUAACAGCUGAGUAGGUGCACAACUAUAAAAUGCUGAAUGUGACUAUGUUCAUAACUUAAUCCGUUUAAAGCCGACCACAUUAUUUAUCUGCCUAAAACUGGUGUAAAAACUGUGGCUUUUAAAUCAACCACUUAGUUUUAGAAAGGUAAUUCAUAUUAACCCCGUUUGUUUCAUUUGAGUAGAUCUUACACCUUUAUCAUUGUCUUUAUACAUAAAAUAUUUUAUUAUUUGUUUGCUGCAACAUAUCCAUGAGAGUAAUUUAUUCACAUUAAUGCUGAGCGUGGAUGAAAUCCCGAAAUUAUGAAAGUGACCCCACCAAUCCUGACAGAUAACCUAAAUAAGGAGGUGGUAGUGAAUGUAUCACUGCUGUAGCUUUAGGCUCAAAUUAGCUUGAGGAAAAAUGUGAUAGAAAAAAGUAUCUUCAUUCUGUUUGAUGCCAUUGUUACAAUGCUGUUAAAUAUUACAGUUUUUAAUUAUCCUCUUUCAUUGAAUUUUUAACUUACCACUUGGAAAUAAUGCCACAGAAUAUUUUUAAACUAAAUGUUUCCCUGUUUCAUGGAAAACAUUCUGUUCUGAUCUUAUUCAAACGGGAAUCUUGUGCCAAAACGUUGCCUCCUGAACACUGAUCCACAAUAAGAAUCCGUCUGUAAACUAAAUCAUGACCACUGUGAGGUGGAUUCCCAAAUCAAUGAAACAAACAAUGCUUUUGCUGCAGAUCCAGGGUGGAUUGAGAGUAAAUUGAUCCAUAAGUGAUCUUUUCUGACCCGACUGUUCAGUCACUGACACGAAGCCUGUAGUUUAUUCAUGUCCGGCCCCAUGCUGUAGGAGACACUGGUUAACAGCAGUUUAUAAUCUGAACCCAUUCUGCACUGAAAGAUAAAAUGUUAAAGCACCUAAACUAAACUUCAAAAUGCACUUUGUCCACUUGAGUUUGAGGUGGAAUAAAUCCUGAUUAGGCACCUUAGUCUCACUUUAAACCACGAAAUGGCUCUGAGAGACCAAACUUGUUUUGUAUGACUAAACUAACCAGUAUUUUGCCUUUUUUCUAUCCUUGGUGUUUUCACAAUGAGUGUGUCAAUUUUUCUAAUACUAUACAGUUUGUUUCAUGGCUAGAAGUUUACAUGGCUGAAAAAAUUUAGAACGAUCAUGAACUAUUUUUUUGCACCAAAAUGAGCCCCGUUGUUGAUUUAAAAAGAAAUCUUGUAUUUGUUUGUAUUGCCUUCACUGAUGGAAGCUGUUUCUUCCCAUCUCUUGUUUUUGCCUCUACCUAAAUGAACCCCCUCCCACCCCAUCGAUCCCUUCUCCUCUGACCUUCUUUGCUCAAAUGAUUGACUGAACUCAUGAUUUGCACUUUGUGGAGACUCUUCUGUAAAUUGUAAGCUGGGGCUUGUUUGUUUUUUGCCUCAUGAAAUUUGCUGACAAACAUACCAAGAAAGUUAAAUAAAUGCCUUCAAAAGACUUAAAACCCUUCAAAUACAUUUAGGUAGACAUUCUCUAAAGUGUUCUUUUUCUGUUUGAAGGAACAGUUUUGAUAAAGAAACAGCACAAACUUCCCUUUGUGGCGGGAAGUCUUCCACACGA
This is a messenger RNA of Austrofundulus limnaeus, 5814 nucleotides long. RefSeq names its product zinc fingers and homeoboxes 1 (gene zhx1). The transcript has 8 exons. Gene Ontology annotation, cellular component: nucleus. Lineage: Eukaryota; Metazoa; Chordata; Actinopteri; Cyprinodontiformes; Rivulidae. Gene Ontology annotation, biological process: regulation of transcription by RNA polymerase II. Gene Ontology annotation, molecular function: DNA binding; DNA-binding transcription factor activity, RNA polymerase II-specific. The coding region runs from base 839 to 3625 and encodes 928 amino acids. The record is from RefSeq and is a predicted model, not a curated record.